AUGAGUGCAGAAAGAGAACCUCUCCUACAGGAUGAGCAUGAAGGCCUUGGUGGUGGCAGUGAUCACCAAGAAAGCCUCCGUCCUUCCUCCCGUCGAAAUAACGGUAUUCACAACGGAAAAUUCACUCUUUUGGAAAAGGUCUUGUUCGCCUUGGCCAUCACAUUUUUCAUCUCUCUAUGUGUUGUAGCAGGGCUCUAUACAAGACGUGUCUAUGAAGAGAAGCCUAAAAACCCUCCACCCACUGUACCUGCACCUCCUGGAAGUAACAAUACAGCACCUAUUUGCAUUACACCUGAUUGUGUCUUGACAGCAGCUCAAAUCUUAAAGGAUGUCGACUUGACAGCUGACCCUUGCAACGAUUUUUAUCAAUACACCUGUAGCAAUUGGGAAAAGAAUCACGAGAUUCCUGAGGGCAAGUCAUCCAUCAAUUCGUUUGUAUCUCUCGUCAAUCAAAACAAGGACGCUCUCCGCAUCAUCUUUUCUGGUUCCUUUGAUGACUUUUAUGAUCGCACGCACUCACCCGCUUCACAGUUGCCUGAUCCCGAGAAAGUGAUUGACAAGCAAAACUUUGAGAAAGUAAAGUCGCUGUAUGACUCUUGCAUGAAUGAGGCUCUGAUCGACGACCGUGGUGCUGAACCUAUCUACCCACUGUUGAAAGAAAUCCGCGACAUGUACCCUGCUUCGUCCAAGGGCUCUUCUGAAACUCGUCGCUUGACUCAAACACUAUCCUUCUUGGCAAAGAGAGACAUUGGUGCGUUAUUCGAGAUCAUUGUCGAUGCUGAUCCCAAAGAUCCCAGUGUGAACUCCUUGCAAUUGUACCAGUCUGGCUUGACUUUACCCAACAAAGUCUACUACACUCAAGAUGAAUCUGUCAAGGCUCUUUACGAAACCAUCGCUGAUACGCUGACCAUCAUCUACGAAAGCAAAUCCAGCCUUGCCACCGAACUGUUCGCUGGAUACGAUGCCAACGCCACUGCUCGCUUGAUUGUGGAUUUCGAAAAGAGACUGGCAUCCAUCAGUCAGUUGCCUGAAGAGUUCCAAGAUCCCGAGGCUACUUACAACCCCAUGUCUCUCUCAGAGUUGGCUAAAAUUGCCCCUAAUGUUGAUUGGGGACUCUACGUUAGCCAUCUUUUACCCCCUAAUGCUCCUCAUCCUGGCAAGCUUGUUGUAACUUCACCUGCCUUUAUCGGCAAUGUUUCUACGCAACUACUUCAAGAAGAGACUACUCGCACUUUGCAAGCCUAUUUCACUUGGAAGGUCAUCUUUGCCUAUGCUGAUGCUCUUGGCGAGGAAAUCCGCGCCCCUAUUCACCGCUUAACAUCCAAAUUGAUUGGCACUAACCCCAAAUCCAUCAAACCUCGCUGGGAUACUUGUUUGGAUGAAGUCAAUGGCGCUAUUGGUUUCUUGGCUGGACGUUACUAUGUGAUUGACAAGUUUGGCGGUGAGGCAAAGGAACGUGCUGAUGACUUUAUUAAUAGCAUCAAGGAAGUGUUCUUGAAGCGAUUGCCUGAAUUAGAAUGGCUCGAUGGUGCUACACGUGAAAAAGCUGUGGAGAAGGUUGAAAAGUUGAUUCGUAAGGUUGGAUAUCCUGACAGCUCUCCCGAUAUCAUGUCGCCUGUGUCUUUGUCCAACUUUUACAGUGAACUGAAUUUGGCAAGCGAUGACUAUUUUGGUAACUAUGUCAAUGCUCGCAAGUUUGCCGUCUUGGACGGAUGGCGUCAAGUCGGCAAGACACCUGACAGAUCCAAAUGGUUGAUGAACCCUCAAGAGGUCAAUGCGUACUACAACCCAUCGUUCAAUGAGAUCGUCUUCCCCGCUGGUAUUCUUCAAAACCCCUUCUUUGGAAGCAACUACCCAGACUAUCUGAACUAUGGUGGCAUUGGUGUUGUUGUUGGGCAUGAGUUGACUCACGGCUUUGAUAGUAUGGGCAGACACUUUGAUGCCGAGGGCCGUCUUGUCCAAUGGUGGACAAACGAAACAGCUGCUCAAUUUGAUGCAAAGGCGGAUUGUUUUGUCAAGCAAUACAGCAAUUUCACCAUGAUCGAUGAGAAAGGAGAAGCCAUUCAUGUCAAUGGCAAAUUCACACUGGGAGAGAAUUUGGCUGACAAUGGUGGGUUGGGAGAAUCCUACAUUGCCUGGAAGCAAAGAUAUGACAGCGAUAAGGAGAACAAGCGUUACAACAAUGUCAGAUUACCUGGUUUAGAUGGCUUGUCUCCUGAGCAAUUGUUCUUUGUCAACUUUGGUCGUAUUUGGUGCAAUAAGGUGACACCUGCUCAAGCCAAGAAGGGCGUUCUUACGGAUGAGCAUUCGCCUGCCAAGUGGCGUGUCAACGGCGCAGUUCAGAACUCCAAAUACUUUGCAGAGGUUUUCCAAUGUCCAUCAGGAAGUCCAAUGAACCCUGUUGCCAAAUGUGAAUUAUGGUAA
Messenger RNA from Mucor velutinosus, 2424 nucleotides. RefSeq lists its product as uncharacterized. Gene Ontology annotation, cellular component: plasma membrane. The coding region runs from base 1 to 2424 and encodes 807 amino acids. The transcript has 5 exons. Gene Ontology annotation, biological process: protein processing. The record is from RefSeq and is a predicted model, not a curated record. Lineage: Eukaryota; Fungi; Mucoromycota; Mucoromycetes; Mucorales; Mucoraceae. Gene Ontology annotation, molecular function: metalloendopeptidase activity.